GUCCUUGGCUUCUCGACACGGUCCUGUUUCCACAGCGAACAUGUCUCGGCCUGUCAGAAAUAGGAAGGUCGUUGAUUAUUCACAGUUUCAGGAAUCUGAUGAUGCAGACGAAGAUUAUGGAAGAGAUUCGGGCCCUCCCACUAAGAAAAUUCGAUCAUCUCCUCGAGAAGCUAAACAUAAGAGGCGAUCUGAAAAGAAUUCACAAGAAGAUAGUGAAGACUCUGAAGAAAAAGAUGUGAAGACCAAGAAGGAUGAUUCUUACUCAGCAGAAGACAGUGAAGAUGAAAAAGAUGAUCACAAAAAUGUGCGCCAGCAACGGCAGGCAGCAUCUAAAGCAGCAUCUAAACAGAGAGAGAUGCUCUUGAAGGAUGUGGGCAGUGAGGAAGAGCCAGAGGAAGAAGACGAGGCACCAUUCCAGGAAAAAGAUUCUGGCAGCGAUGAGGAUUUCCUAAUGGAAGAUGAUGAUGACAGUGACUAUGGAAGUUCAAAAAAGAAAAACAAAAAGAUGGUUAAGAAGUCCAAACCUGAGAGAAAAGAAAAGAAGAUGCCAAAACCCAGACUAAAGGCUACAGUGACGCCAAGUCCACUAAAAGGCAAAGGAAAGGUGGGCCGCCCCACAGCUUCAAAGGUGUCAAAGGAAAAGACGCCUUCUCCCAAAGAAGAAGAAGAUGAGCCAGAGAGCCCUCCAGAAAAGAAGGCGUCUGCAAGUCCUCCACCUGAGAAGUCUGGAAAUGAAGGGUCUGAAGAUGAAGCCCAGUCUGGGGAAGAUUAAAAGUGAUGAUGGUUUGGGGAGAGAUUUUAUUAAAAAAAAAAAUUAAAAAAGCAAAAAAGAAGGGGAAAAUAGAAAGCUACAUAAGAUAGAACAUGGUAUUGGCUUUUGGCUAUGGCCUGACUCAUGGGCUUUCAGUGCUUGUUUCCACUUGUUGAAAAUAGUCUCUCUCUCUCUCUCUCUUGCUCUCUCUCUCCCUUUCACUCUCUCUCAGAAAACCAUUGUAUGUUGAAGUGUUUAAGUUACCAUUUUGUCUGUUUUUCUCUUCUCUUUGCCAACUCUCCCCCCCCCCCCAUGAAAGCCAUGUCAAAUUAAUCACUGGAUUGAUGCUUCAUCUUUUUAUUUUUAAUGGAAGGUAUGCCACGACUGUAAAGCAAUAAGAUCUGAGAUGGACACUAUGGAAACUGCUUUUUGCUAAAGAAUAGCAAGUUGAACAGUAAUCAAAAAAUAACAGAUUUUAGUUAAAAAUGA
Molecule: messenger RNA, 1240 nt
Organism: Jaculus jaculus (lesser Egyptian jerboa)
Lineage: Eukaryota; Metazoa; Chordata; Mammalia; Rodentia; Dipodidae
Product: nuclear ubiquitous casein and cyclin-dependent kinase substrate 1-like
Exons: 1
Coding region: 41-772 (243 amino acids)
Biological process (GO): double-strand break repair via homologous recombination; interstrand cross-link repair
Cellular component (GO): cytoplasm
Molecular function (GO): double-stranded DNA binding; single-stranded DNA binding
Source: RefSeq, a predicted model, not a curated record